GCGAAGAGAUGGCGCUGCCUUGCAGCUUAACGCUAGGAAAAUUUCGACGCGGCUAAUAGGGCCGUGGUAGCAUAAUGGUCAGUGCAUUCGCCCGGAUUGCGAAGGAUGCGGGUUCGAGUCCCGUCCGCUGCCUGGUCCGCGUGGAUUUUUUUCUAGUAAACUUUUCUUUAGAUUUAAACAUCUAGCAGUUAAAUGCUUAAAAAUAAAUAAAAUCAUAACUACAACAUAUUUACUUAAAAUUAAGGUCAUUUAUCUGUAAGACACUUCAAACAAUUACAAAAGCAAUGAAGAAAUCACGAACGCGCCCUUUUGUCAUUCAAAUAUUCUUAAAUAGUCUGAUAUUCCUCCUUGAGCAAUCAACUUUAAAUACAUGUUUUAAAUUCAAUUAAAGUAUUUUCAACACAUAAUUCAUAAUAUAUGUAAGUACAUAUAUCAUAAAGACACUAUAAAAUAAGCUUUCUUAAAAAAAUAUUUUUAAUGGUCGAUUUAAAUUUAGUCACGCUUAUUUGUUAAAGCGAACACAGAAACCUCUAAACGAAUUGUCAAUUUUGUGGAGUCUAGUAGCAGGUAAAGUUAAAUUAUUUUUACUUCUAGUGUCAAGUGGAUGUAUUUCACUAUUUUUAGUAUUUUUUUUUAACAAAUACUAAGUUUUCAUAUAUUGUAUUGUGAUGCAACCGUCAUUAUGCCUAUUCCUUUAAAUCAUCUCUUAAGGAUUUCUUAACUUUAAGAUUAUAAAUUGAUCGCCCUAUUCUGAAACACAAAAUAUAGUUUGAAUGUAAGAUUACACUAUGAAAAUAGCUAAAGUAGACUAAUUUGGCAGUUCCUAUAUCCGGUAACUGACGUAUUUUCAUUACAGCAUAUGCUGCAGAACUAAGACUGUUCGACAAUCUAUCAAUAUAUGGGCCCCAUUGCAGCUUAGAAUCUAGUGUGAUUCAUAAGAACACUGUGGUACCUACAAGACUUAUAUUUCGAUCCUUUAUAUUUACAUUGGUUUUUACCUGUUUGGUAUUAGGUAAUACAAAUUUGAAACACUUAGUUUUCCCUUCAUUUUGCAUCAAAUUAUUAACAUUGAACUAGUGGACUACCUUAGAAAUAAACGUGGUCACGUCAUCAAUUUGUAAGUGCCUGUGACGUUUAAUUUUAAAUAAAAAACCUGGGUUUAAUUUUUUAACUUUGAGCGAAAAGGCUUUAGUACCAUAGACAACUCCCAUACGCUGCGGCAGGUCAUACAGAAGACCGAAGAUUAUAAUAUCUGCCACUAGGAGUUCGUGAACUAUGAGAAAGCCUUCGAUUCGAUUUAGACCUGGAGGCUUACUGCGAUCUCUUAUUGCAAAACUGAUUAGGUUCUUAAUAAGAACUGCUUAAGAUUUCGAUUCAGUCCAAAUUUCGGUACAAUGUUUCAAUAGUAGGGGAGUCCAAGUGGGGACUUUUGGAUUUACUCGAUGUGGCAGACUAACAGGACGGGGGCAACCUUGCACCUUGAAAAUUACUCCCACCAUACCAUGUGCGUGAACUUAGCACAUCAUUCCCUAGCAGAUCAAAAUUAAAUGUGAUUUCUUUUCGCAUGCAGCAGAGUUCUAUAGUUUCUGAUACUUUUUAGAAAUAUUUCUGGCGUUUUACGGGAAAAAUAUCAAUGAACAAAAUGGUCUGCUAUCUUCCCGUAGCAUAUCAUUUUGCAGCCAAUUGAAAACAAAUGUGAGUUCUUUUCGCAUGCAGCAAAGUUCUAUAGUUCCUGAUACUUUUUAAAAAUAGAUCUGGCGUUUUCGCGAAAUGUGUUAAUUAACAAAAACGUCUGCUAACUUCCCGUAGCAUAUCAUUUUGCAGCAGAUCGAAAACAAAUGUGAGUUCUUUUCGCAUGCUGCUGAGUUCUAUAGUUCCUGAUACUUUUUAGAAAUAAAUAGUUCUGGCGUUUUUAUGAGAAAAGUGACAAUACAAAAAAUGGCCUGCAAAUUCCCUUAGACCUUAAUAGAUUUUUUUUAAUAGAAACGGAAAUCAAAUGAUAUAACUUCACUCAUUUAAGACAAGCCUAUCAUGGAAUCCAAAAUCCAAUUCACUAUUUUUUUAGGAAUGGUGAUUGAUAACCAGUGUUCAUGAAAGAAUCUCAUCAAAAAUCCGUAGUAAGAUAAAUAGGUAUGCAUUGUGGCGGUUAAAUUGCAGAUACAGAUAACGUAUUACGUAAAUUAUUUGUGUUAAUCACGCAAUAUCACUUCAUGUAAAUUAAUGUCACAGGCAUAGGUUAGUAUAGUGGAUUGGGUCUGGAAAUGUCUUUUGCCAUAGCGUGUAGGGAGAGUGUUACGGGAAGUUAUCAGACCAUUUUGUUAUUUGUAAUUUUUCGGGCAAAAACGCCUGAACUAUUUCUAAAAAGUAUCAGAAACUAGAGAACUCGCUAAUUAUACCAUGUAAUAAAACCCAGUUCAUUGCACUUGUUUUUUAUUUCGAGUCUUUUUAACAAAACAUGCAUCUAAGCAGUUAGUUUAAAUCGUUAUAUCUCAGGAACGGUGGCUCUUAGGAGGAAAAAAGUUAAUGAUACCUUUUUCAUAGAUAAUUACUGAUCUCCGGUUUUUUUGAAGUAAUUUUAAGUACGAUAAAACUUUCCGUUUUGAUAUACAUAAUCGCAAAAAAACUCACUUUUUUACUAUUAACCUUGAGAUAAUUUUACGAUAAAACUCACCUUUUUGACCAUUUACCUCGAGCAAAUUUUACGAUAAAACUUGCAGUUUUGAAUGUAAUCGUGAAAACAAACUUUUUUGAUCCUUGACCUCGAGUCAAUUUUUUCCAAAUAUCAUAAUGGAGAGAGUGGUACCGGUAUUAUUACGUGAUAGAAUCAGAAAUGAGGAAAUCCGUAGCAGUACCAAAGUAACCAAUAUCGCUUGAAGUAUUGCUCUGCCGAAGUGGCAAUGAAUGGGACACGUAGCAAGGAGAACCGAUAGCAGGUGGGGCGGAGAGGUUCUUGAAUGGCGAUCACGCACCGGACGACGCUCAGUGGGCAGGCCCCACACGAGGUAGACCGAGGUAGAUCGUCGGCAAAGGUCUCGGGAAGCCGCUGAUUGCGAGUGGUGCAGGACCGAUCAUUGGGCGUCGUACGGUUGAUAUGAUUUUAAAGAAAAAAAAUAUUUUUGUAGUAUUUAAAACUGUUUUUGUAAUGUUUCAUUAAUUUUAAUACUUCCUACUCAUUGUAGAAAAAUUUGUAUUUACUUUACUCAUUGUAGAAAAUCGAUAAAAGAACACAUUUUCUUGUAUUUUUAAAAAUUCAAAUAUAAUGAUCGAAAAGUCCGUAAAAAACGGUCUACCCGGGUUUUGAUUACUCUUAGACCCUUUACCUUUUACCACUCUAGCGGGUGGCGCGGCCCGUUGCCAUGGAAAUGGAAAUCGUUUACUUAUACGCAUCUGAGCGAACCUCAGCACUCGCGCAACCUGGGUAACCCCACGCUUCUUCAUAGUAUAAUUAGUGGUUCAAGGAACUUACCUCAAAGUGAAGUUCAACCACAAUUAUACGAAAAUCAAUGUCCGAAGACAUUUAAUUAACCUUGUAAUGAGCCUUGCUACGAAGUACCUUCAUCACCCAUUUAGAAAGAAUAUUAAAAAAAAACGAGCGAGCCUUACAGUAGUCGUGUAUGAUGUGUAACAUUUGAAACCUCACCUUAUAUUAGUAAAAAAUGAAAUAAAACCUACUAAAGAAGGAAUAAGCCGUUUGAACAUUAUGUUCUAAAAUCAAAUCAAAUAGCGCGCGCUUUUGCGACAUCCUGUUACACACUUCCGUCCCAUUUCACGAAAUCACUCCCACAAAUUGUAGUAGAAGAGCUACUGAACCCUCCAAGUUACGGUCUUUCUGUAAGACUAGUAAUUCUUAUGCCUGGCACUCCUCAGCCCUGCUCGUCAUCAAGCCGUAUAUUUUUGAAAGUAUCAAAAAAAUAUUUAAAAAAAACCUUGUUGCUGUAAGCUUGAAAGGAGAUUGCUCAAAUUGGCCCAAAUGUACAAAAAAUAUUGACAUAUACGGUAAUUCUUGGCGUAAUUUAUACUUUAUUUUAGUCAUUAGAUUUUAACGGACACGGACAUAUAUUUGUAUAAUAUAUUCAUUUUAAAAGGGUCGUUUAAUUUUACCGGUUUAGAAAACAUACUAAUCAUUUUUAAUGGCUAUGGGUGUAGUAACAUUCAGCCAAAGACUGAUCGAAGUUGUAUAUACUCGUAUGUAUAACAUCAAAACAAAUCUAAUUUGUAAAGAUCGAUAAAAUAAAACUUUUGAAGUUAUACUUCUUUAGGCGCGUUAUGAAAAAAUGAUGUGAGUGAAAUUUUUAGAUGCGCGCGCAUCACUGUCUGUUCGAAAGGUACUUUGAACGAUCCACGGAGCUCCAUAAGAUGAUCGCGUUGUCAAAAACAAUGUUGGCACGCUCGUCGCCUCUGAUCACUGUUUUCAUAUUUAUAAUAUUUAUCCACAUGUUUCUAGUUUCUAUAUAGACACAACGUGUUUUAGUUACUUACAAGUGCUAAUUACAUAUGGACUAAUAACUUAAAUUCAGUAGUGAUUUUAAUUGAAUAUUUUGAAUAUUUAUUUAAUUUUUCAAAUUAAAACUGAACUUAAUUGACUGUGUUAACUAUCCUUUUCCAGUCCUUUUAUUAUUUUAUUGUAAUUAUCAAUUAUUUGCAUGCAAUUAAAAAACAUUUUUAAUGAUGCUAAAGAAGUAUAACUUCUUUAGCAUCAUUAAAAAUAUUUUACGUACAUAAGUUACACGCAUCCAUUUUUUUUUAUUACACUGUGGUAUUAAUAUCCACAACUAUAUUAUCAUUUCCACUACAUGCAAAUGUGCUAAGACAAUUAUUAUAAAUGGUAGGCGACAUAAAGUCUAUUGCCAUACAUUUUUCGCCAAACACCUCCAUAACAGCUUAUAAGGUGUGAUACACUGAAAAUCUAAAAUAUGGUUAUAAUAUAAACUUAACAAAAAAUAAUGAAGCUUUACUAUCUAAAUUAACGAGUUUAAAAGUUCUGUAAUCUGUAGCUCAUUCACAAUCAUCACACAGUUUCUGUCACAGAGUACCUUAUCAUGACCGGAAAUUCAUAUAUGAUACCUGAUUUUAAAAGUUACUCUUGUGUAUUAACUUUAUAAAAAGGCAACUACCUGCUCUAUAUACCUAAAUCUAAUACGUAAUUUCGGUAGUUGGCUUGAUUUCCCUAGUUUACUAUAUAACUUAUUUGUUUUUUAUUAUUUUUAUACCUUUGUACCUAUUUGCAAACAUAACCUGAAAAUCAUUCAGUGUUUAUGGUUUAUAAAAGUUCUCAGGGGUGUCCGUCAAUAAUAUUCGUUUCUACAGUAAUUUAUAUAUAAUUUCGAAUCUAGGAAACAAUUUUUCAUGAUUAUUGGUCUUUAGGCCAAACAUGUAAGGCUGAGCAAUCUCCUUUCUAUACAAUUUAGUUUAUUCAUUUUUAAGUUUAAAAAAAAUACCAGGCGUUUACGAUGAGCACAAGUACCCGCCAGGUGAACCGGAAUGUGUGUAAUAUAUACAUAAAAAUAAACUUUAUUCUGUAAAGUUGAAGAAGUUGAUAAUUUAUAUACGUGUUUGAUUUAAAGUAAGUAGGUAGAAUGCCAGGCGGUUCUGGCUAGCACAAGUCCUUGCCAGGCGAGGGGAAAGAUGCUACGGCACGCGAGCAAGGUCGUAAUAAGAAAACUUACGGUAUAUUAUUGAUGCAAAUUAAAUGAUGUGAAAAUAGAAGUUAUGGGUAAAAUAUUUUUUAUUAUUAUAGGUGUUUAAAUUAACUAAUAAAUAUUCAUUUUCAUCACUUUCUUCAUCAUCAUGAUGCUGAUUUCAUCAUCUAAAAAGAACAAAGUUCUAAUUAAACAUUACAUCUCUGACCUUGCGCUCAAUUAUAUAGAAUUCCAUAUAUAGGGUGAAAUUGAAUGUUUUAAUGAAACUUCGUGAGAUUGUUGGGUUACGAGUAUAGAGAAUGCCUGAUUUUUUUCGGAUUUUUUUGAAGUAUUUUUUUUCAUGUAUUUAUUUAUAAUUUGUGUAUUUUUUUGUCUUUUCCUCCUUUUGAGUAGUUAUUCAUAUUAAACAAACAUGCUUACAUAUCCAGUGAAAAACAACUAAUAAAUAAGCACUUCUAAAGAACGGAAAAACAGUAAAAUUCCACCGCGGGUCAACGACCGACCGCGCCCGCCAGCCGUUGAGUGAGUAGGUACGUACACAGAGCUCAGCUGACUCGUUUGAUUCCACACAAUACAAUAAAAUCGUCUUAGAUGCCUUUAUUAAAUUGAAAUAAUAAGCACAAAUGUCAUCUUCUCUUAAGCAGAGAAAAACUUAAAAAGUUAAUAAUAAUUUUGUCACGAUUGGAAAUAGGUAAAAGUUAAACAAAAAGAAAUACUUAUUGCAGUUCAAUACUUGGGUCAGAAUGAAAUUUAUUACCAGGUAUUCAAAAGUACUCACGAGACCGAUGUACCUAUUAAUUUUUUUCUCUAUAACUUCCCAAUAAAUCACCAAACCUACUUUCGUAAAGCCUUGUGGCUCUGCUGAGUAUUCCGUGACACUCGCAAUAACAACACACCAUAUCCAAAUUCUUAUAUUGAGGGCACAGAACAAGAACUAAUCAAGGCAUUAUUUGCAAAUCUUGUCUUGUCACAAAUUUAAAAGAUACGCACGCGCGCUUGAGACUCCGCUCGUUCACUGCGCUGUGCACCGCGCAUACCUAGAUAGGUAGGCAGGAAGGUAUUCAACGGCGGGAGCGGUCAUUGCUCCCGGCCGCCCGUCUCCUGUUUUUACGUCUUUUUUAGUAGUGCUUAUUACUUGUUUUUUACUUACUCUGUAUGCAUGUUUUAAAAGAAUAAUUAUUAAGUACCCAAAAGGAGGAAAGGACUUAAAAUAUAACAAAAAAAAAACUAAAUUUUAUUUUAAAUCAUUUUUUAAAAAAUCCGAAAAAAUUCAGAGAUACUCUAUAUACGUAACCCAACAUUCCCACGAAGUUUCAUUAGAACAUUCAAUUUCACCCUGUAUUUUUAUGAAAUGUGUAAAUUACCUUUAAUGUGUUCUUCAGUAUCACUUGACUCAUUCUCAGCAAUUUAUUCUUUUUCGUCGUCAGGCUCUCCCCGGCAGAGGCCUGCGGGGUUUGAACUUGGGAGGUUCAGAUCCUGCCUUGCACAGUUGGUCUUUGCUGAUGGCUGGGGAUACCCUGGGGAUAUGCUUCGGGGUAUCCCCAACACUCCCCUCUUUGGGGGGAGAGGGGUGUGUCCGUUUGACUCGGACGCUCACUGGUGAGGUCGUGGGAGAUUCCGUAAGGGUUCCCGUGGCCUCAUCCAGUGCCGUUGUCUCAACUACGCUGAUUGGGACCGUGGACCGAAUGAGGUGAGGGGCAUUGUCAGGUUUUAGUGGGUAGCCCCCCCCCCCCCCUCCCCCCUCCUGGGCGGUCGCUGAGCUAGUCCCAGGACUGGCUGAGCGGACGGGCAGGACGGGUUGGAAGGAGUCCUACAUAACCCCGUUGCCACUCCCAGGUGGCGGGGUAUGCAUCAUGCAUUUUCCUGACGAAAAAAAAGUUCCAUUUAAGUAUCGAGUUGCAUUUUUUCAAAUUGGUUACUUCACAGAACAUGCACACUACUAAAUAUAUAUUAAUUAACGUUAAUUAAUUUCAAAUUAUGAGCAGUCUUAAGUUAUGUAAGUUUUCAUACUACGACUCUUACUCGCACUGCCACAGCAUCUUUCCCCUCGCCUGGCAAGGACUUGUGCUAGCCAGAACCGCCUGGAAUUGUGCCUACUUACUUUAAAUCGCUUAAACAAAUACAUAUAUCAACAAGUUUUUUUUUAAUUUUUUUUUUGACAAUUUCAAAAAUAUAUAUCUUGAUGACGUGCAGGGCUGAGGAGUGCCAGGCGAUGCUUACCGUACUAAGCAUGCUAUAACUCAUCACCAUAAGAAUUUCUAGCCUUACAGACAGACCGUUACUCGGAGGGUUAAGUAACUAUUGGUCCAUUGCUGGAAAGCAAGAGGAAAAAUGUUACAAAUUUAAAAAUAUCUCUAUGUCAUCCUUAAAGCAUGUACCAAUGGAGAUGCCGUACCGUUUACUCGCCGAACAAAAUUUUUCACCAUUUUUUUUUGCGGGACCGUGUGUCAACGACACACGUAUAGCACACUAAUGAAAAUUUGAAAUACUCACACAAACACGAGCGUGUUAUUCCUCUAAAGGCACACUUCAAAAAUUACGAAAUAAAGUCUCAAACAAAAAAAACACCAGUCAAAACGAACUAUAUGAAUCAUUUGUUGAAGCAUGGAAUUCAAUCCCCCUAAAAAAAUGUAUGAAAUUGAUUGAACCAAUGCCACGUCGUUGCAGUGCUGUUAUUAGAAAUAAGGGAUACGCCACUAAGUAAUAAUUAUAACUAUUGGUAGGCUGUGGACAGUAGCUAUUUGGUCAACAACAAUACUGAUUACUAAUACUUAUAAAAAUAUUGAUUUUAUGCUUUAUUGUUGUUGUUUCUAAUUAGUUGACCAUUAUUGUUCAUACCUUAAAACUGAUUUAAAUGUUUGUACGUAAUGUAAUUUUGAAACUGCACUUGUGUAAUGGUAUUAAUAUUGUUUUUCUAAUAAAUAAUAAAUCGAUGAAAAUGUUGUUGUCCUAUUUAUUGUUUAAUUUCAAAAUAAAAACGAUUGCAGUGAAGUAUGUUACAUAAUGUCAAGGACCGUUGGUAGUAUUUCUAAUUAUACGACCACCACUGUAUAUGUAUAUAUUUAUAAACAUGUUGACCUAAUCAUUAUAAUCGAAAAUAAAAUAGUAAAUUUAAAUAAAUCAGGAAGAUCUGCUAAAAUAUAAUUUUGAUUAAAUAACUUAAUUACUGGUGUCGAUUCUGGCAUGAUUCUCUAAACCUACACUUAAAUUUGACAACAGUGGUGUCGAUUCUAGCAUGAUUCUCUAAACCUAAACUUAAAUUUGACAACAGUGUAUCCUUGUCAUUCUCUAUACAGAAUGAAAAGGAGAAACUGAUGUCAAAUUUAGUUUUAAGUUUAGAGAGUCACGCCAGAAUCGAUACCACUAUUAAACUAAACUAAAAUAAAUCAAAUCCAGUAGUCUAUAAUUAUGUUUAGUAAGGGACAAAGCUAUUUCAACAGUGAAGAUACAUUUGAUAUUCUAGAAUAAAUCAAAUGAUCCCAAUAAUUGGUCCCGAUUGUCAAAGUACCUUUGUUCCUUAAUUCUGUUUUUAAUUAAAUAAACUUUUUGAUCAAACUGAGUUUUUUUGAAAUAAGUUUAAUAUGAGUAUUUAUCGAAUAUAUAUAUCUAUAGUUUUAGUGGAGCUGAUUACGAAAACCAAAUUUUUUUCGAGUUCGAGUUAUUUAAUAUUUCAGAUUUUGGGACUAUGCAGUCCUAAUGGCACUAUAGGCACGGCAACUUAAAAAAUCGAUUUUGUGACGUUUUAUAGCUUCCAAGGAGCCCUAAGUUUCUGGAAAUUGAAUGUCCUCUAGUCGUAUUAUAUGCGGCUUAGAUGAAUAAGUAAUUAGGUACCACUUUUGUGGAUUAGAAUAAAAUACGCUACUACAAAAGAAAUUGUGUUUGAAAAAAGGAGAGACUAAUGUUAAAUUUACUUUUAAGUUUAGAGAAUCAUGCAAGAAUCUUUGUUUGUUUAAGUUAUAGAUCGUGAAUGAUUGAAUGUUUGUUUUUUUAUAAAAUCUGUCGAUGUAUAUUUGUUUUAUCAACAUGCUAUUUGUAUCGGCAGAUUCACUCAAAUCUGGUUGAAUGUUUUCCAGUGUUAAAAAUACCAUUCAUUCAUAUUUCGUCACAGCACUAUGAAUUUCCACCUAUUAUUUUUGUCAUUUCGCGCCUUUUCUUUAAAUUGAAUUUUAUACCAGAAUACUAACUUUUUAGAACUUAAAAAUACUUCUAUAUGAUAGGAAACAGCAUGUUUCAGCAGAAUUGAAGUGGCAGAUCGGUUUUUACGUGGGAAAACAACACAAUUUUCCAUUUUUGUUGAAACUCCGACCUGCGCUGCGUAACGAUCCAAAAUGAUAGCGGUCGCGCGUGAACGUGAACUAGUUUUAUAUAGCGCAUAUGGCCCGAUGGCCACGUACUUUGGCGGAGGGUUACGCCCGCCCAUGCCAUCGCCCUUGGUAUGUGCUCUAAGCUAUUUAGUAACUCUAUAAAAACAAGGAGGUUGCUUUGGAGGACAUGAAAUGUGCAUGUCUACGGCUCGGUGUCAAUAUUCAUUAUGUUAAGGCUAAAGUUUGGAAUAAGUAUUCAGUUAACUACUCCCCCCUUUUUGUUUGUGUCCUUACUUCCCCACAGUGAGUGAUGUGCGUUACAGUCAGCCGCUACAACCAGCUCCCAUUUGUGGUCCACGCAGUGUCUUACCAGCUCGAUCAGCUCCCUCGGGAGGUGUUUCACCCUCAUUCGGCAUGUAGACUGAAGCUAGUACCAGGCAGCCCUGGUACUAGUUUCAGUCUACAAACAGUUUUGAUUAUAUGUGGGGAUCGUCACAGCUGUGAGAUCUCAGGAACAGAAUUUGUUAAGCAUGGUUGUUAUUAUGGACUUGGGUAUAAUGCAUAUCCCUGGUUUAUCGAUAGAUGUGUUUAAGUGUAACUUGUUCUGAUCCAGGGUUCCUGGAUCACGGAGACGAACUUGUUGUACGUCUCCAGCACCCUGCGCAGAGUGGCCCUCGCUAUUUGCUUGUGCUGGAGAUUGGUUUAUAUGACGUUGAUGUUGGUGUUGGUGUGACUAUAGGGACUACUCAGAGUUAAGGCUUGCUCCCAGUUCCAUCUCGCUGGGACCCGGUCGGGGAGCUGAGGUGGGUGGUACCGUGAACGCAGUGCCUUCAUGCUCUGUAGUCGCACUCGGUGUUGCUAGUGUCAGGUCAGCCGGUGUUGCUUCGUCUGGCGCGAAAAAGCUGAUGUAUCCGCUGCCAGUCAUGUGUGCAACAUGGUGAUCUCUGUCCAUUAUCGUCUGUUUUUGGUCCUCAGGGAUUCCAAGGAUUAGGUGAACCACCUUCUCCUUAGGAUUACUCUGCGGUUUGUCAGCAACGGGCAUGUCGUAACUCGUAACACUACCAAGACAACCUUGUACCAAGGGUUCUGCAGUCUCCCUUUUGCAGGGGUGCUUAUGGGCGACCACAGACCACUGUGUUGUUGUUGUCGUUGUUUGCAUAGCUGUAAAUACGUGGAACAGACCAAGCUAGGGUCGGUGAGGGAUUUUUCGUUAAUAAUGAUACCCUCCUGGGGCACUGUUUCUUUUUUCAAGGCACUCACGUUGUUUUUGGGACUUUGGCGAGGAUGUGCCAAGUAACGCACACAAUUCUUUUAGGGGGUAUUUAGUUCCCCUAGACUAUGUGUUCCCGGAUAUGAAUGUGCGCCGCCACGGUUAUGGUGUGCGGGAUUUGUGUCAUGGCCAGAGGUUUCGGUUAUUUCAAUUACAGAAGAUAAUUGAGCAAAAACGGGCGGCAACCUCGAGAAAGAUAGUCCUCUAGCCUUGAUUAGGGAAUCUUUGCGACUUCCGCUACUCCCGAACCCGUUCGCCAAACCCAGUAUCGGACAGAUACUGGGAGUAGGUGAUCAUCAAGCAAGAAGGAGAUUUAGGUUGUAAAUUUUUUUUUGUUUGACCAUCCUUCGCCCUACAAAUGCUAGGUAUUCAUUACGUUAUGCAAUGUCGGUGGGGACAGAUUUUUCUGUGAUGAAUACUAAAAUGCUCGUCUUCAUCACACAAACAUCUGUUCCCAUCGGGAUUCGAACCCGUGACCUCUCGAGUAGACGACACCUUGGAACCCACUCGGUCACGGAGGUCAUCAAACUAACGCAAAUACUAUGUCUGUGAACAUAAGUAUGUGGACAAACCUUUAUAAAUAUUUUCAUAAUCCGUGUCAGGUAAUCAAUGAAACUUAUGAGUUUAUUAUAGUCAGAUAAGUUACAUUUGCAUUCUUUAAAAAAUCAAAUAGGUAAACUAUCGGACCCCAAUGGCAUACUUCUGUAAACCUAUAAUUUAAUUUGAUAACAGCGCCAUGCUCUAUAGUGAAUGAGAAGCUGAGACUUGUCAAGUUUGGAGAGACCAGGAGCUCUACUCUCUUUCUCCGAAACGAAAUUUCGGUAACGAACGAAUUUCAAACGAAAUUUCGCCAGUGUCUCUACUCUAUUUCAUUUUCGAACAGGCACGUUAACUUCGGAACCAUAAACAGUUUUCGUGAACGAAUGGAAUGAGUCAUGUUUGUGAGUUCUUUUUAUCUCUACUUUUAAGAAAACGUUUUUUUUACUUGGAAACAAUAUAGGUAGUUUACGGCAAUUUUUUUUGAUGACAUUAAAAGAACCUUCUUUGACAGUGUUAGCCGACUUAUUUGUAGAGUCGAUACAAUCUACUGUAUGUCAACCUCAAUUUGUCGUUUAAUAUUUUGAAGUAUCGAAAUUACAAAAAAUAAUAAAAUGAUGGUUUAUUUGUUAAUUUUACAUGCUAAAAAUGUUACUAGAGCUAAGCAGCUAUUAUUAAAAAUACUCUUGCAAGUAUUUUAGGCUUAAUUAAAACAAAAAUCUCAAAACGAAAAUGAAAAGGUAACACUUUCAAAGUUAAAAUUUCGAACAAUUAUCUGUCAAAUUCAACUUUUCCUUCGAAAGUUUUGUGAAUUAGAAAAGGCUUGGAGAAUUUAAUUGUCAAAAUAUUUCGGACGAACGAAUUUUCGAAAUGAAAAGGAAACAGAGUAGAGAACGUGCGAAAUUUCGAUCGAAAUUUCGUUUUUCGUUGAAAUAGAGUAGGCCUCCAGAAUCGGUUCCAAUAUGUUAUAAAUUAAACUUUGGCUAUCUAUAUUCUUCGCCUUCAUAUAAAUGAGAAACAAAAUUAAGUAUUGUCUAUAUGAAAUAUGCGUACAAUUAAUCUCGUAUGGCAACUCUUUAGAAAAUGCUACACUGUGAUUGGCUAAUUGAACUACAACCGUUCAAAUUCAUAGCAACUGUCUUCAUCGUCCAACUUCUAUCAAAAGUUGAAUUCAAACGUGUGGCCGUUUGAAAUUACAAUUUGUGAAUUUACUAACAAUCGUCAGUUUAUUGUAGUUAUUAAUUUUUAACUUUUUAAUUAUAUAAUAUUGUGAACUAGCUCCAUAAGAUGACGUCAAUCAAAGAAGAUGAAAAGAAAGAAAUUCCCGAAAUCAUACAUGAUCCCCAAACUGAGUCUACCUAUCAAAGGUUGCGAUUUUUUGGAAAGGGCGGUUUUGCUAAAUGCUAUGAAAUCCAAGACUUAGGCACUCAUGAAGUGUAUGCUGGCAAAAUUGUGUCUAAGAAGUUAAUGGUGAAGACGAGCCAAAAGGAAAAGAUGGCACAAGAGAUAUCUAUACACAGGUCACUACAGCACAAACAUGUGGUUGGCUUCCACAGUUUCUUUGAAGAUUCACUUAACAUUUACAUUAUACUAGAACUAUGUAAGAGAAGGUCCAUGAUGGAGUUACAUAAAAGAAGAAAGGCUAUAACAGAGCCAGAGACUAGAUUCUACAUGCAUCAGAUCCUACUUGGAGUGCAGUACUUGCAUAGUAAGCGCAUCAUACAUCGAGACCUUAAACUCGGCAACCUGUUUCUUGACGAUGAUCUCCAUGUGAAGAUUGGAGACUUUGGCUUAGCAGCCAGAAUUGAAUAUGAAGGAGAGAGAAAGCAGACUCUUUGCGGGACACCAAACUAUAUUGCUCCAGAGAUAUUAACAAAGAAAGGGCACUCCUUUGAAGUGGAUAUUUGGAGCUUGGGCUGCAUUAUGUACACUCUACUUGUGGGUAAACCACCUUUUGAGACCUCUACACUCAAAGACACCUACAAGAGAAUCAAGCAGUGUGAAUAUAGCGAAGGUGUGGAAGUAGCGCUGCUAGCAUGUUCCACUGGCCCUUGGCAUAAACUCGGCACUCGGUUUGCGCAGGCUUUAACCAACUAUAAUACGGUCAACCAACUAUACAGGAUACCGUCGUCGCUGCGCAAACCGGCGGCGUCGAUGAUAGUGCUGCAGCUGCAGGCUAACCCGGCGCGGCGGCCGUCGGUCGAUAAGUUGCUGCAGCACGAGUUCUUCUCGUCGGGCAUCAUGCCGGCCGCUCUGCCCGUUUCCUGUUUAACGACGGCCCCGCGUACUGAUCAGUUGGAGGGAGUGCCUCUACACCGCCGUCCGCUCAACGAAGUCAAUACCAACGAGCACGCAAUGGCAGUGGAUUCGCCAGUGAAACGCGACCCCAUUGGUGCGGAGCCGCGUGCCGUGGAGCCCACGUCCCACCGUCAGAACCUGGUGGCGCUAAGGGAUCAAUUGGCUGCGUUACUGGCCGGCAAGUUGAAAUGCCGUCCCGAAUGCCUGACGGAUGAACUGACCGACCCGGCGGCCCAGCCCCUCGUUUGGGUCGGCAAGUGGGUGGAUUACAGCGACAAAUACGGCUUCGGGUACCAGCUGUGUGACGAGAGCGUCGGAGUCAUGUUCAACGAUACCACCAAGCUGAUCAUGCUCGCGAACGCAUUAAAUGUGCACUACAUAAACAGGCAAGGACAAGAGCAGUAUAUGACUAUGCGAGACUACCCGCCUGACCUUGACAAGAAAAUGAAACUGCUCACAUAUUUCAGGAGAUACAUGACUGAACAUCUCAUGAAAGCUGGUGCUUCCGUGCCCGUUAGAGAAAGUGACGGAUUGUCUCGGUUGCCGCAUUUACACCAAUGGUUUAGGACCACACUCGCGGUCAUAAUGUACUUAACAAACGGAACUUUACAGAUAAACUUCCAAGAUCAUACGAAAAUAAUCCUCUGUCCGCUCAUGCAAGCCGUGACGUACAUUGAUGUCGAGAAGAACUUCAGAACAUUCCGUUUCAGCACGAUCGAAGAACACGGCUGUGAUAAAAAACUAUACACAAAUCUCACAUAUGCAUUAGAAAAACUCAAUAGUAUAUUAGCCAGUAAGCUUUGUUAGCCUAACAUCACCGUUAUUUAUAUAAAUGAAUUCGUACUGCCCGUGCCAAGAAGGGCAAACUCAGGAGAGUUAAAAACUAGUGUUCUAGCUUAGUACUUGUAACCUUUAGAGUUGGCAAUAUUGCUUACACUCUGGACCCUUGGUUUAUUACAAACAUUUAUGAUUUUUGUUAGAAGUUUAAUAUUGUCAUUAAAAUCAAUUUCGAUAGGUAUCAUUAUAUUUGAACUGUACUCCCAUAGGUUUUAGAUUUAUUAUUCACCGAUAGGUAUAUUUAUUCUCAUCGUUUGCUUGGUGUAAAAUUUACUAAGACGAAUUCUACUAACGGCAACGACUCGACCGCGCUUUUCUACCGUUUGUUUGAACUUUGGGCCAUUUUUACACGUAAGCAAUAAUAAUUUAUUUCUCAAAAUACAAAAACAAUCUCUAUUCUGUAAUUAUACUUAGAAGUUACAAAAGGCUGUUUGUGGCCGUAUUAAUGCCCAAAUAGUGCAAAUGUCCACUGCCACACUAUAAUAUGUUCAGCUUGCAUCAGUGGCGUAGCGUGCCUUGGUGGGGCCCCGUAUAAAAAAAUGUUUGGGGGGGCCUUAGGAAGGUUUAAGAUUCACACUCAUAAAAGAAAAAAAAUGUUUGCAUAAAAUAAAAAAAGAAAUAUUUAUUCAUAUUUCCAAAAUUUUUACAAUUAAUUCAAAUUAAAUAUACACUCUCCUUGCUUUUUUUCGGGAAACUGAUUUAUUAAAUCAUUUAUAGCAGAUAGAGAUGAUGAGUUUAGUUUUUCUAAAGUUUCUGCCUCUACGGAUAAUAGUGAAUCCGUGGUUUAUCAUCGUAUCGCAUGUACAUCGAUUAUUGUGGGAUUCCCCUGUUCAAGUAACGGGGAAAUCCCGCAGCCCGCGGUUACCGAUGUAGGGUGUUGCCAACGCAGGCUUUACGUAGGAAAACGCUUUUUUGACUUAAGUCAUUUCUGAAAAAAAAAAUGGGAAGUUUAUAUGAAUUUUUGCUUACGCCCGUUGGGGCCCUGUAUAAUUGAUACGGCGGUAGCUACGCCACUGGCUCGCGUUUAUUCUAAAUGAUAACAAACAAGACCUUCGACAUUUUUUUUAUUAAAAUUUUCUGUAGAUAUAUAUAAUAAUCUAGCAGUUUAAUACUUAAAAUAUAUUAAUGGCCUUUGACAUAUUUUUUUCCAAUAAAGGCUUAAAUUGCAUCCUGUUGUUACUAUACAAACGAAAUUAUCUAACAUCAGAUGGGGCUGAUUCAUAUGUCGGACCUAUCUAUACAAAAAACAUGAUCUAAAUUUUAUUCAUAAUAGAUUUUAUUAUAUUCAAUUAAAUGGGAAAAAUAUUGGUUUUUGUGACUAGUUUGUGUACUUCCAAAAUAAAUGCGAUUUAGAGUGUUAAUUAAUAUGGUAUGUAAAGUGGAUGAUGAUUCGCCAACUCGAGCAGGAAAUCCGUAUUACCAGUCUGGUAAAUAUUAGGAAAAAACUGCCACGAAAAUGAUUUUAAUAGGCGUAGACUUAGUAAAAAAAUGUGGCGCGGUCGCUGUCAUUUCUUUGGAAUAUUUUCCCCCUAAGUUGUUCAAAUGGAAGUUUUUAUCAUUAUUUACAGCGAAAUUGUUAAACAGCUAAAAUACCAUCAACCCUACAAAUUAUACAUGAUUAAUUUAAGUAAUUCUAAUAAUCAUUCAUAGAGAAUAUAAAAUUAAAUGGUAUUUGAUUAGUAGUGCCUUGGCCAUUCUUACAUUAGAGUAUAAGAUAAAUUUUAGUUGUGUUCUUUGUUUCUUCACUUUAGUUUAAAUUAGUAAUGAGUGCACCAUGACUGAAAGGCUGAAAGGGGUGCAAAUAGUUCACAAUCGUUUGGAGUUGUUUAUUUAGUUUUUUAACUAUAUUUUUAUAAAAACUGUUUCAGUGCUUCAGUAACAUCGGACUUAGAUUAAUUUGUUGACAAGUUAAUUUUCCUUGAAAUAGGUAAAUAGUUUUUUCAACUUUAUAAAAGAAUUUAUUCCCUCAACACAAAUUGUAUUAAAAAUGCGCAUAAUUUGCUAAAUGGUUUUAGAAACAUAUAUUAUAGUAUAUUCUGUUGUGUCAGUAUUAUAAAUAUUCGAUGGUGUUGAAGCACUUUCUAUUGCCUACUUACUUGGAAAUUUCUCAAGGGGUAUGUUACCUCCUAUGAGAUAAUGAACAUUGACAAUAAAAUUAUUACAAAAAUAAAACCAUUUUAUUUUAAAACAUAACCUUUAAUGUCAUCACUAUUUACAAAAGGAACAGUACUUCUUAAAAGAAUGCUAAAUUAAUAAAUAGAGUUGACUGACAGUUUUUAUAAGGAUGAUAUCUUCUCCCACGAUAUUAAAUACCCUAGAUCAAAAAGGUACAUUUGGACAAUCCACGGAGCUCCGUUUGGAGUCAUCUUUAAUGCAAAGCAUACAAGGUCUUAAUUUAAACGCAUGCGUCAAACACGUACGACAGUUCGAAAUGCAAGCUCGUAAAAUUUUACUUGUUGCCAUAGGCGGAGGCGGAAGAAUAUAGACCAUUUCAUUGACUAUGCGUAAUUCUGAAUGCGCUGUUAACAAUAUAGUAGGUACGGCGCGCGAGGUAAAGAGACUGCUAUAUAAGGCCGUAUACAGAAAGAAAGCUGGAAGCCGACCAACGCGUGUCGGCGCUUAUCGGCGCUGGUCCAUAGAAAUGCUUGCGCCGGUUACCGGCAAGGACCAACGCCGACAAGCGCUGGUGCAUGCAUUUGAAUAUCACAAAUAUUUUCUAUUAAAUCAGUUUCUAGUAAGUAUAAGAACGAAAUUUUCUUCAAAUGCGUUAAAUUAACAAACAUUGAAUAGGUACCUGUCGAAAAAACGACACUGAGUAGGUACUGACUGUAAACCUAGAAGAGCUCGAGUGAUGUUCCAGUACUUUUCGAUUGGGACACAUUUUGAGCGCUUGUAUGGUUGUUUUUAAUAUCAUUGCUUCUCUUACUUUAGUUGAAAUAAAAUUAAGUUUUUAAUAAAUGUCAUGUGUUAUUUUACAAAUAAUUAAAAUAUAUUAAAUUGCAUUUAAGUAGCAUUAGUACUAGUAAUGGUAGGUCUAAACUGUUUUAUUUUCUGAAUUUUUCCUUUCCAUUGUCUUUUGAUUUUGAACACACUUUGAAGACACUAGAUGAACCUCUACCACAUAACUAUAUUCAUAUAAACUUAACAUUGAUAUUUGAGACCCAUCUAUUGUUUUUCUAUGCAUAUUAAAAUCCUAAUGUAAAUGCUAAACAGACAUACAAAAAAUCAUAUUUUAAAAUAAAUAUUAAGUUAAUAACAAUAAGGUUAUGUGGUAGGGGUACAGGUGUAAUUAUUUCCAAUUCCAUAGAAAAAAACAGAUCUACAUUUUACAUAUACAAGAAAACUUUGUAAAAACAAUCAAUCAGCUUAGCAUUAAAUUAAAAAGAAUGUGUUAUCAUACUAUUGACUAUAAUAAUGCACAAUAUUAUAAUUCUGAAUGUAUUGCAUGCUGCUGGUGGGGCAGGGGAUCACUUGGGUGUACAAAUAAGCCUUCUUUGGCUUGCCAGUCUGUGUAAGCUCCAUACUGUGAAUUAAUACCCACAAUUUCUCCUUGGCCACUGAUGGGGCGACCAAAAGUCCUUCCUGAACCAGCUAAGAACCUGGAAAUAAAAUAAAGUAUAGACAUUUAAGGUGUACAUACCAAACAAUACCAUCACAAUGGGAAUUCGUUACUUUUCAUUUUACUUACGAUGCUGUGUCCACAUGCCUGAGCUUCACUGGUGUGUCUCUUCUCCAAUAGUCAUUGUUGCAGACUACAGUCCAGUUAUCUCCAGUAUCCCCUUCACCAUCCUCAUCACCAUAGCAAGAUACCUCUUGAUUGGAAGAUAGUGGUGAUGAGAAAUAGUGGGAAUGUAGAUUUUUCUUAGUAGCUACAUGUUGGAGUCUCACAACAGUAUUACACUUGAUUGGUUCACUGGAAGAAUAAGUUGAUGCUAUUGAAUGGAUGCUAAGAAUGACUUGGAAAGCAACCCUUGGUAUACUGCUAAACUGAAUUGAAUUAGACUGAAGUACUGUCUGAACAAAAUGGUUGCAUUUCCAUAUAAAAGGGGUUGAUGGGGGGAAAAAAUUGGGUGUAUUUGGUUAAAUUGCUUAACUACAAACCUGUAAUAAUAUACCCAAAAACUUUAAAUGUGGCUCUAGAGGCAUAUGCCUUGAAAAUAAGCAAGCAGAUAGUUUUGUAAAAUUAGUAUUAACUAUCUAAUAAUAUAAGUCACAGCAAACUACCCCGCCCCCCUGAAAUCAAGUAUCAAAAGGAAGAGUUCAGUCAUAAAAAAGUGUACCAGUCCAGCCAUCCUCAUCAUGCCAACCUUAACCCCUGCCCUUACCCCAUGGAAUCCUGGAACCCACACCACCAGAAAUUGAUUAUCUUUGUUUUGGACUUACCCUCGCUUGCAUACCUCGCCAGUGGGCGCUCGUAUCAACCAGUGGCUAUUAUGAUCAUCAGAUAUGUCGACUCCUGUUACAGACUGUUGACCGGAUCCUGAACCGUACUUCACAUCAUGCGAGUGUAGUCGGAGGCGGAGAUCCGUAUUGAUAAGUUUUAAAAUAGUGCCGCACGUGACAAACUCUGCCUUAGAUCCUGUUGAAAAAAAUAAAU
Messenger RNA from Chilo suppressalis (striped riceborer), 19482 nucleotides. The record is from the annotation of a GenBank genome assembly. Lineage: Eukaryota; Metazoa; Arthropoda; Insecta; Lepidoptera; Crambidae.